UACUAUUCUUCCCGACGAGAUAAGGCAAAACGUUCUCUUUUUGCAUCGUUAUAUACGGGGGGACUCAUCGGCUUCUAGUGCAACAACCUUCAACUCCCGGCGCGCGAACGUGCACACACUCGCACGUGAAAAACUGAAAAGGAAAGGUGUAUAUAGGUAUCCCCGACACAUCGUGUUUUAUCCAGUCUCUGCUGCACGCACAUACGUAUAUACGAGGGACAAAGACAGAGAGAGAGAGAGAGAGAGAGAGAGAGAGAGAGAGUCUCUCUCCCCACCACUCGGCGCCAUCAGUCAGCCGCCGCGCGAGCGAGAGUAUAGCGCGCGCGCACGCCGAGCGCCGAGCCGUGUCCCGAGCUGAGCCCGCGUAGCGCAGUCCGAGAUCGGCGAGCGCACGGUGUAGUGCAGUCAUCAGGAGAGAGAGACCGACUGAGACACGGCGGACACAUAAUAUAGUAUUAUUGUUUUACCUAUAUACCUACAUACAGAGAGACAAUAUAUAAUUAUACAUUAUACAGUGGUGUGCUUUCGCCCAAGCGUUCUCACCUACGCAUAUAUAUAUAUAUAUAUAUAUAUAUAUAUUCCGGUGUGUGAUACUAUUAUAACCUCGCUGCCGUGUGGACAACGGGAGAUCGGUACAUACACGCUUGUAUAUAUCGAGAGUGAUAGUCGCGCGCUACCGCGGCGGCGUCACGCCUUUUUCGCUGUGUUGUUUUUUCCUACCGUUGCCGCUGCUGCUGCACCGACCGAGACACGGACUGGCUGAUUAAUCCCGAGAGCGGAUUAUUCAUCGCUCGGGAAUACAGUGCGCGUAGACCCGUUACACGAGGCUCGUAUAUGAAGGAGAAAAUCGUAGUCGAAGAAAGAAGAAGAAGACACAUCAUGGAGGCCCGUUCCUGGCGUCUGGCGACGGUCGUGCUGCUGCUGUCGCUGCUGCUCUCGCACUUCGCAGCUCAAGCGGAAGCUCAGAAGAUGGACCAGUACAUGGAGAUCCUGCCCAGUGGAGAGAAGCAGACCAAACCAGUAGGCUCUAGCAUCCUGAUGACCUGCAAACCCAGAGUCGCCGACACCAAGCUCAUCACCGACAUCCAGUGGAUCGACCCGCAGAACAGAGCCAUCGAGAGCCUCAACAAUUCACCGGGAUACUCGAAGCCUCCGAUGUACACGGAGUUGCAUCCCCAGGACAACAGCAUCUCGCUGUUCUUCAACUCGCUGCAGGAGGAUCAGGCUGGUCAGUACAUCUGCAGGGGCACCUACGCCAAUACCGAGCUGCUCAGCAAAACCGUCAUCAUUGAAACCAUCGUCGCGAUCACGUGGGAUGACGCGCCACUGAACCAGUUCCCCAUUCUUGGAGAGGACUUCGCUAUCAAGUGCCAGGUACGUGCCAGGCCGUCACCAAAGGUCGAUUGGCUCUUCAAUGGUGAAGUUAUCAGAACCAACGACCACUACGUCAUCGAGACCCACGCUCUCAGGAUCAAGAACGUCAAGGAGUCCGACGAUGGCAUCUACACUUGUCGUGCCUCCGUCGAGCAGACCGGAGAGCUCCAGGAACGCGCUAUUCGAGUCGAGGUGCACACGAGGCCCAGCAUCGUGGAAGCCGAGAACUCGGUGUACGAGGUGACGGAGGGCGAGAGCGCGCAGAUCCUCUGCAAGGGUACCGGCAAACCCCCACCAAAGUUCACCUGGAUCAAGACCCUGACGAAGGAGAACCUCGCGGUUACCGACCGUUUCAGCGUCAACGAGGACACCGGACUCCUGACGAUCAGCAACGUCAAGCGCGACGACAGCGGCGAGUACCAGUGCACCGCUACCAACGCCGCUGGCAUGGCCAUCAUGAACAUCCAAGUGAACGUCAUCGUCAAGCCCAAGAUCAUGGAAUUCCUCAACCAGACCAUCGCCCAGGGCGAGAAGACCGUCUUGUCUUGCAAGGCUUUCGGCAAACCCCCACCGACCAUCACUUUCCGCAAGCACACCUCCGAGAAGCCCUUCAUCCGCGGAGUUCAGCCUGAGGAUGACAGGAUUCACCUGACCAACGACUUCGACGAUCAGCAGGGCGAGACUGUCGGCAACCUCACCAUCGAUCACACUCUGAGAUCCGACGACGGCCUGUACGAGUGUAUCGCCAAUAACAAGGGUGGAAUGGCCUUCAAGAACGGACACCUGACUGUCGAGUUCCCGCCGUCGUUCGCCUCGAUGAGCAACCGCACUAUCUACUCGUGGGACAACCGUCCAGUCAACCUGACCUGUAUCGCCGAGAGUAUACCCAACGCGACUAUUCACUGGACGUACUACGGUAACGACAAGGUCGAAAACGACCAGCAGAUCACGGUCUACGACAACGGCCCGAUCUCUUCGCUCUACAUCAAGCCGCUAGACAGGAGGUACUACACUCAGUACAAGUGCCAUGCCAAAAAUAGGCUAGGCGAAGCUAUUCACGUGAUGGAGCUCAGGGAGGCUCCCAAGCCCGCCGACAUUCCUCAAGUCUCGAUGAUCGACACCACUGCCACGACCAUCACCUUCAACAUCGUCCCGCCGGUUGCACCAGUUGACCUACCCAUCAGGACCAUCUCUGUGCAAUACAAGGUUCAGAACCAGCCCUGGACCAUGUCUAAAAACCGCACUUGGGCUGUUGGUUCUCGUGCCGGCUACGUCAUCGAAAACCUCGAGCCCCAGACGACCUACGAGUUCCGUUUCGCGGCAUCCAACGAAGCCGGUCGGGGCAACUGGGCUCAGCACAAGAACUUCGCGACGACGAUGCGCAGUGUGCCCGGCAGAGUAAAGUUCCUGCCGCGUCCUGGACCGAACGACGAGUACAUCAAGUCGCCCUUCCACGAUAGAUACAAUCUCAAGUGGACUCAGGCGCCCGACAACGGUGAGCGCAUCGACUACUACGAGGUCAAGUGGUGCGAGGUCAAGAAGUACAGUGGAGACGAAUGGGUAGAGCAGGGCAACUGUCAACAGAAGACCGAAAUCAAGCAGGAGACAUGGGUCACAGAAUUGUACCCGGACACUUACUACAAAAUCGGAGUCAAGGCUCACAACUUCCUUGGUCUGGGAGAAGCGCAGAACAUCACUAUUAAGACUACCAGAGAAUCUGAGGGCUUUGUAGUGGAUGAAAAGAUAACGUCUGGCGGAGUCGCCAUCCAGCUCGCCGUGGUCAUCGUCGCAGCCACUCAAUUGAUCUUAUCUCUAGCCAUUUAAAGAAAAGCAUCAACAGGAGUUUAAACGAAUAAUACAAAGCGAAGAAAAAAUAACUCGUAAUAUCCCGAAUCUCGUCAAUCAACGGAGCGCGAUGAAUAGUUCACGCUCGAUAAGACACAAUGAAAAGAGAAUAACUAUAUAUUUAUCUCACGAUACUCGACAACGCCGUUGUUACAUUAUCCGUCGAAAAUCUCCGUUCUUCCGAAAAAGUAAAAAGAGUCGAGGUCGCUGCAUAGAAAUGCGGAGAGCGCAGAACUAUAGGGUAUACAGACAGUCGUCGCGCCUAGUUGUUUUGCAUUCUCUCGCUGUUCGCGAGCGCGAGCAAGAUCAGUACGCGGCGAACGCAAACUCAAUUACCACUCAUCGAUUGCCUUAGCGUAGGGUCACGUUGGAGAUUCGUGCUGUAUACAUUCCGAUGCGAAAAGAAUACAAGUAAAGAGAAGGAGGGAAAAAUGAAAACCAAAUCCGUUGCAAAAACCAAGCGAGGAGAGUGCGAGAGGAAGGUUGGCAACCGUUGAUAUUCGACGGUAAGCCAAGCGUACAUUAUACGAUAUUCGCGUUGAAUGCUCAUUGUUAAAAACGUACUGGUACGUUUCUUAGUUACUUUGCGCGUUACAUACGCUCUCGCAGAGAGAUACAUCUUUUUUUGUUCUUUUGCAAUCUCGUCUUUCACACGCGCGCGCACAACAGAAGCAUAAGCGCGUACUCGGUGCGAUUUAUACCGAUGAGCCUAAUAAGGAGAGAAAUUAAAAAUUAAGAUGCCUUACAUUGCCAAAUGCCUAGUGUUUACGGAUAAAGUUUCUCGCGUGCAGGCGGGAAGACUUAUCGGAGGCUCGAAUCGUAUUUUUAGAGAAUCUUUACAUAGUUUGGAGAUUAUAAAUUUUUAGUUUGAAUUCGAGAUCUUUGGGUACUUUUAAUUCGUGUUUGUUUUAGUAAGCCUAGCUUAAGAGUAAGUUGUUUUCGAGUGUUUGAGUGAAAGAGAGAAAGAGAGAGAUAGAGAAAUUGAAAGUAUCCACUACGCCGAAAUUGAAUCAUUUACUCAAAGUAUACUGAAUACACACAAUUACAUUUUCGUUUGAUCAUUGUUAACAUAACAAAUCAAACACCGCUCUCGAAGCGAAAAUCCGCUUUUAAUGAGAGCACGUAGAAUAUACGAAUCCAAGAUCUGGAUUAAAAUCAUCUCGAAAAGAAGAAAGAUCACACUACAAAUUAUUGUGUCUAACAAUGCUGAAUUCUUUAUCUUUUUUGUGUUUAAUAACCUUACUAUAUUAUUUGUUUUUCUUUUUUUCAAAAUUAUGUUUAUCUUUUCCUUUUUAUUAUUACAUUUUCCUUGCGUUUUUUUCUUCUUUUUGAUCUUAUCAGUCACUAUAGUUGUCUGCUUGUCUAGAAAUAUUUGUCCGUCGAGCCCGCGUUAUUAGAGCGCAUGAUUUUUGAAUUUAUUAGAAUAUACUAAGAUUAUAAUUUACUGCUCUAUAUGGUUAUCCAGUUUCUUAAUUUUCUCCUGCAUCAUAUAUUACAAAUAAUUUUUAAUUACUAAUGCUGUACAAUACGUCAUAUGCCGUAGAUAUCCCCAACGCAUUUUAGACCAAUAGCUAUAUCGUCAUACAAUAAGUUAGAUAUUUCUCACGAAUACAUAACAAUAUCAUCACGAAGCAUUAUUAAAGAGAACGUGUCAUCGUUUACCACAGCCUAAAAGCAAUGUCCUAGUUAUCGGCACCGCUCGCCAAAGCUGCGUCAAUAAUUUAAUUUCCACGUAAAAGCCAAAAUUAAUAGUGUUCGUAAUUAGGACAUUAACGAGGUUCGCUAUGUAUGUGUAUGUACGCUCUCGUGCGCUGCUGUGUUAUACGCUCCCUCGAGCAUUCGCUGAAUUUUCUUUAAUUAAACUUUAGCGCCUUUUACUUUUAAGAGUAGCCCGAGCUUUAUAAGUAUAUAAGAGAAAGGGUGCAGGAUCCAGCAAAAUAAAGAAGAAAAGGAAGAAAAAAAAUCGACGCCGCGUCUGGGAAUUUUCUGAAGCUCUAAAAGUGAAUCGCGUCGUUUCCAUUCUUACCGGGUAAAAUCGACGACGCGAUGCAUGGCAUGCGCUUGAUUGCUCCUUCCUUUUUUGCGUAGCGACUAUAUCGUCUCGCUGUUUUAAUUAGCGUCGUUUGCCUGCGCUUCGCUGUAUAUACACUCGCAGAGCGCCGAUCGAUUUUUACUGUACAAGACGGUCGACGGAUGGACAUUUCUUUUUAGCGGCGACUUCCUUUGAAAUAACUUAAUUUACCUCGCCGGGGAGCGAAGUCCCUCGCUCUUCUCGAUUUUAAGCGCUCCAUUUGAUUUUACACCUAUUGUCGAAAAAACUUUUGAACCAGCGCUUUUUACGGUUCUCGCGCGCGGAGAGUGGAUUAUUAUCACAAGCCAAAACACCGCCGACUUCGCUCCCGCAAUUUUAUUUUGAAUUUACUUUUCUUUAUGUUCCACCAAUCAUAAACUUUGUUCCAGUUUAAUGCCUCUCAGAGUCAAUUGAAAGAAGAAGUAUAAAAAAAGAAAGCAAUAUAACAGAGAAGGAAACUUUGUACCAGAAUAGUAUCGGUUCUAUUAAUUGCCGGGGAGAGCUUUCGCUCGCUCUCGAGCCUCGUAAAGCGAAGGAAGGGAAAUAAGCUCUGUAACGAUGUGAAUGAAAGUGAAAUUCCUCCCGGUACACGCCAGCUCGAUUUCCGUGUCGCCGAGGCGUGAUUCGCCAGGUCCUUCACUCUCACUUAUGCGCUUAACGGUAGCCAGUUUUACGGGGCUCGCGUAGCUCGUUUCCGCAAAUAGAAUCGAAAGCUUUGCCCGGCAAGAGAGAGUAUUGUAUCGCGCAUCGCGAAAUGGAAGAACUCUAUGGACUGUGUGUGUAGCGUCUGUGUACAUCGAGAAUUGCGUCGUUCGAUUGUACUGUUAUGUCGGCGCCGAAAGAGGAAAGAAAGAGAAAACCGCGAAGAGCCUAUGGUUUCGUUGUAUAAUUUUAGGAGGUGUAAUCGUCGUUGUUAUACUGUAUCGGGCUUUCGUUUGCCAACUUUUCGCGCUACACGAUUCUCGAGGCGUAUAAAAGGCAGGCGCACGAGGCGUAAAUUAUAAAAAAAAAAAUAUAUACACUGGCGUAUAGAGAACCUUGUUGCUGUAGGCAGCGGUAGUCGUACACAUGUAUUAUAUCAUAUAGAGCGGUCGUAUACGAGCGUACAUACUAUACACAUACGCAUAGAUGUCUGUGUUUUUGGCUUGAGCCAGUACAUAUACAUACAUACAGUACGUAUACAAUAAGCAAAAAAAAAAAGAGAAAGAAGAAAAGAGAAAUUUUUUUGUCUGCGAAGCAUUUAUUACUGUACAUAAACACAACACUUAUACAUAGAGAUACGUGAAGUAUUGAAAGAAAAGAAAAUAUAUAGAACGUCCAGAUGGAAAACAAAACGCA
Messenger RNA from Nasonia vitripennis (jewel wasp), 6628 nucleotides. RefSeq names its product fasciclin-2 (gene Fas2). Bases 835 to 3198 code for a protein of 787 amino acids. Gene Ontology annotation, molecular function: protein binding. Gene Ontology annotation, biological process: cell adhesion. The record is from RefSeq and is a predicted model, not a curated record. Lineage: Eukaryota; Metazoa; Arthropoda; Insecta; Hymenoptera; Pteromalidae. The transcript is spliced from 8 exons. Gene Ontology annotation, cellular component: membrane.